AUGGAGACAAGUAUUAUCAUAUCAUUAAUAUUCCAUAUUUAUUGGUGCUUCAUUGGUGUUACUAUUGCUAAUCCCGAUGCAAAACGUUUAUAUGAAGAAUUAAUUCAAGUACGUGCCUAUAAUAAACUAAUUCGUCCCGUCAAACAUAAUAGUGAAAAAUUAACUGUUUAUUUGGGCCUUCGAUUAACACAAUUACUUGAUGUGGACGAAAAAAAUCAAAUAAUGACAACAAAUGUUUGGCUUAAACAGGACUGGUACGACGAUAAACUUCGAUGGGAUCCAGCCAAAUAUGGAGGCGUCGAUCUAUGGAUUGAUGAACAUUUAAAAUGGGAUCCAAUAAAUUUCAAUAAUAUAACCAACAUCUCUAUUCCGGCUAGUGAUCUAUGGCGACCAGAUUUGGUGCUUUUUAAUAAUGCUGAUGGUAAUUAUGAAGUAACAUUAAUGACAAAAGCUACUGUUUAUUAUGAUGGUCGUGUUAUUUGGGAGCCACCAGCAAUAUAUAAAUCGAGUUGUACAAUCAAUGUUGAAUUUUUUCCAUUUGAUAUUCAACAUUGUCAAAUGAAAUUCGGUUCAUGGACAUAUUCAGGUGAACAAGUUGAUCUUGUUCAUAUUAAUCAAACAAAUGGUUCAAUGCCUGUUUAUGGCAAUAAUAGUGUAUCAUAUGCAAUUGAUUUAACUGAUUUUUAUCGUUCAGUUGAAUGGGAUAUAAUGGAAGUUCCAGCUAAACGUAAUGUACAAAAAUAUACAUGUUGUCCUCAAACAUAUCCUGAUAUAACAUUUUUAAUAAUACUUCGUCGUAAAACACUUUUUUAUACUGUUAAUUUAAUAAUCCCAUGUGUUGGUAUAUCAUUUUUAACUGCUCUAACUUUUUAUUUACCAUCGGAUUCUGGUGAAAAAAUGGCACUUUGUAUAAUGAUAUUACUAUCAUUAACUGUAUUUUUUUUACUAUUAGCUGAACUCAUUCCACCAACAUCACUUGUUGUACCAUUAAUUGGUAAAUAUCUUUUAUUUACAAUGAUUCUUGUUACAUUAUCUAUUGUUGUAACUGUUAUUGUACUUAAUAUACAUUUUCGUUCACCAUCAACACAUCAAAUGCCUGCAUGGGUACGACGAGUUUUUCUACAUGUUUUAACAAAAUUAUUAUGGAUGCGUCGACCAAAACCAAUUAAUCCAUUAAAUUAUCAUUUAUCAACAAAAAAUCGUAAUCGUAUUAAACAAUUAAAUCAUACAACAAUAAGACCAACAAGAAAUUUUAUUUUAUCAUCAUGUAAUACAAGUCCAUAUAAUAUACGAAAAAAUAAAAUACGUUUACUUGAUGAUUAUGAUAUAGAUCAAGAUGGUAUUGAAAUAAUUAAUGAUGAUGAUGAUAAUGAUAAUAAUAUUAAUAAAAUAAAACAAACUAAAUAUUCAAAUAAACCAUCACUUUAUCCAUAUGAAAUAAAAAAAGCAUUUGAUGGUUUAAAAUGUAUUGCAACACAUAUAAAAAUAGAAGAUGAAGAAAAAAAAAUUAAAGAAGAAUGGAAAUAUGUUGCAUUAGUAAUCGAUCGUUUUUUUCUUUAUAUAUUUACAACAGCUUGUUUUGCUGGUACAUGUGGAAUUAUUUUACAAGCACCAUCAAUUUAUGAUUAUCGUAAACCAAUUGAUGUUAUUAAAUCAAAUCGUUUUUAA
Rotaria sp. Silwood1 is the source of this 1668-nucleotide messenger RNA. NCBI's taxonomy places the organism in Eukaryota, Metazoa, Rotifera, Eurotatoria, Philodinida, Philodinidae. The record is from the annotation of a GenBank genome assembly.